UCCUCUUUCCCCUUUCUUUCUUUUGUUUGGUUUCGUUUAUCACUCCCACCACUGUCGUCCACAUUCACUUUCUUUCUCUCCUCAACCACCAUGCUCUGCUCGGUCCAGACCGGAAAAUCCGGUCUGAAUUGGCUCGACCGUCUCCGGUCCAGCAAGGGCAUCCCCACCGGCGACGAGCCCGACCUCGAUUCCUUCCUCCUCACUGCCCCUCCCCAGUCACCCCAGGCCCGCCCCAAUGACCCGCCCCGGAAACCUCCCUCCGCAGGCCGAGACGAGCCCAAGCCCAUGACGGCCCUCCUCGCUGAGCUCUUCUGCAUGGGCGCCACCAUCACUAAAACCAACAAAAAAUGCCCCAGGAAACAGACCAACCCUAAAAUCUUCCUCGCCUCCUCCGCCGCCAAUACCGCCGUCGCCGUCGCAGCCGCCGCCCCAAGAGGCGACGCGUUCGUGGCGGAAGUGGAAGAGGAGGCCGUCGCGGAUCGCGGCGAAGAGGAGGAGGAGGGUAACGAGUUGAAGGGUUUCACGAAGAGCGAGGUGACCGUGAUCGACACGAGUUGCCCUGGGUGGAAGGUGGACAAGUUCGUGUUCAGGAAGAACAACGUUUGGAAAGUCAGAGAGAGGAAACCUAAGAACAAGUUUCUCGCCAAGAGGAAGAGUAACUCCACUCUCGUGCAUCGUGACGUUGAUGUCAAUGCAAUUGACAACUCCAAGGACAUCGUAAUCAACAUGAGAGGAGACAAGCCUGUAAAGACACACAGGGUGAUCUAAAGCGUUAUCCCCAAAGGAGGUCUUCCAAAAAUUCAAGAAAGGAAAACAUACCAGUCAUUUAAUAACAGUCAUUGCCUUGUAAAAGAGCAAAGGAAAGAGAACAAAGUUCAACAAACCAAGAGUAAGAAAAUAAUUCAAGUUUUUACAGGUAAUUUAACUUCAAAUUUGAAGUUAGCUGCAGCAAGUUAUGAUGCAGGCUUUGCCCUUUCUUCGAUUUGAUGGUGGCACUACUGGUCUUCCAUUGGCAUUUAUCAAUUAAAAACCAUGUCCUCUUGAAGAGGGCUUGUCUCUGUUGUUCUAAACAUUAGUUGUAGUGUCAAAACAUUUUCCUUUUGUAAAUUGCAGUCCAUUUUUCCCCAAUUGAAAUAUUUUUUUCACCAAUAUAUUUGCAGCCAUGAGUUGCUUUUCUGA
Molecule: messenger RNA, 1179 nt
Organism: Vigna unguiculata (cowpea)
Lineage: Eukaryota; Viridiplantae; Streptophyta; Magnoliopsida; Fabales; Fabaceae
Product: fantom protein
Source: RefSeq, a predicted model, not a curated record